AUGAACGGGUGGGACGUGGUCUGAAUGUACUUAUCCAAGACUUUCCCGGGCUCGUGUUGCUGCUGUUAGUGUUGGAGAUCUAUGGUUUUGAUAGUUAGAGGAGUUUGAAGAUUGGAAUAACCGGUGUGCACGGCGUUUGGACAAUUGAGAGACACAUGUGGAAUUACGUACUAAACAAAAAAAUGUUUGAAUGAGCUGGAGCUUCACAACUAUUGUUCAGCACCUCCAGGAACUCCUACAAGACGCUGAGAAAACUAUUCCAGGUACUAAAAUCGAGAAUGGCGGUGACAGUGUCGAGUGACUUGUCUGUGAAUGUAAGUGAAGAUCAAGUUGUGAAGAAAUUAACAGACAAACAGGAAGUCUUAAAAGAGAGCUUACGCAAAGGGGAGCCCAAAGCCAUGGGGAUUUGCCAAGUGAUGGUGGGGUUUAUGGUCAUCUCCUAUUCUAUUCCACUGCUCUCUGCUGAGUUCACACAGCUGGUCUGGUUUGGUGUGCCGUGGUGGAGCGGCCUAACAUUUGUUGCUGCAGGUACUAUGGCUUUAGUAAUGGAAAAACGCAACAGCAUACAACUGGUCCUGGCAUGCUUGCUAAUCACAAUAGCGGCUGCAUUCAUCUCCAUCCUUGCACUGGUCUUCUACUUCGUUGACCUUCUGAAGAACCCAGAACAUGAAUGCAUGGAGAACCAGACGAAUUUGCCCGAAAAUACAUGCGAACAACUUUAUCAUGGCAGUGUUUUCAGCAAAGACAUGAAGUCAAUUCUUAUGUGCCUGACUGUAGUGCAGACUGGCAUCUCCUCUGCUUUUUCAUACAUGCUGUACAGCGAACGGAAAAGGUUUAUCCGCUACUCGCUUGUGAAUUGAAGAUCUCCUGUUUAUCAUAUAACCUCGACGUUCAGGACUCCAAUCUACAUAUGGCGCACAUCUCUGCAACUUCUUUGUUAUGUCUGUAAUACAUUGCUUCAACUGUACCUUAAUACAUUUACUGACCAAAAAUAUCACAUCAAAAAGGAGUUGAUGGAUUGGAAUGAAACUCUGUAAGUGUGAAUGUUAUGAUGAUAUAUGCAAGUGAUUAAAACAUUAGAGUGUAAGGAAAGGUUUAUUAGGGGAAACUGCACAAUAGCAAGGAGACUCUAGAAUGCCAGUCUCAGCUGGUCCCAUAAAUGCUCUAUUAACAAGAAAUCUGGCGACUGGCAGGACAAGAAAAGUGUUUUAAUCCAGCAGAGAAAUUCCUGGGAAACCCUUAUGGUGUGUGGGUGAGCAUUAUUGUGCUAACAAUUUCCAGUUGGAAGCCCCGCCAUGAGAGCCAACAUACUGAAUGUGCUACACCUAUUAUUGAGCUCUUUGCGUCCCCCUGAUCACUACUACAGGUGACUAGCUGAUGUUUAUGUUGGCUCCCCAGAUCAAAGCUUUAGAAGUUAGGGUAGUGUGUUGUUACACAGCAAAGGCAGGAUGGAAGCACUACAUGAAUGUUGUUGGAUCCCAAACAGACAACACAGUUUCAGUCUGCAGUGGUACAGGUUUCUUGUUUUUAUGACAUCUCUACAAAAAAAAUCAGUGGUACCUAAUCACCUAGAUGGCAGGCAAUUUGUAAAAAAAGAUCAUCCUGCUUCUCUCAGUUCAAUGAUGCAUCCAUAUUAAAAGUCUGGGCAUAUUGUCUUUGAGUGUUUGUAGAGGCAUGUCUAGCAGUCCACAAUCUCUCAUCAAGAGGUACACUACCUAAAAGUAGCCUCUGAGGUAAUUUCUAUAGGACAGUGGGAAAAGCACUAUUAAGACCUUCUUGUGGAAAGUCUCACUGUCCUAUAAGGCCAUACCUGUUAUCAUUUACACAGACAUAACUGCACGUCAAGGUUUGCAGACAUUGUAUGCUUUAUUUUUUUUUGCCAAUAAGUGCAUAUUGCUUUAUAUAUUGGACAUUAUGUAUUUGCGGGUGUUUUAAGUUGUGUCAGUGUUGUAUAAAUGUAUUAUUACUUUUUUUAUCUGCAUCAAAAUCACAUCAAAAGCAGGGCAGUUGUGAAAGGGUUAAAUUUCAGCUGUAAAGAGAGCGCUGGAUCUAAGAGGUCUGUUGUUUUUCAUGCUUCCUUGAAUGGACAGUGAGAGCUGUGUUGUGUUGAAUCUUGCAGCCGCUGGCCUUUAACCUUCUGAAAUUCUUCCAAUUGUCCCUACAGUAUUUCUCUCUCAUAGCAACAGACAUGCUAGGCUUUUCGGCCUCUGUGAGAGAAGACACUUACUUUUUCACUCUGCAGUACAUUUAGAAGUGAUGAAAAGCUUAGUAACCACUCACACAAUGUUCAUUUGUUAAAGCACAGCAGGAUGAAUUACUUCCCAGAACUGUGAGUGUUUCUAAGAAUUGCAAGUGAAGAGUUUCCAAAUUACAUUACAGUAUUAUACUCUGUCAUGCAGGAAUUGUGUCUGAAGACUUUUGCUAUGUCCCCUGGAAACUGAAGAACAGUGAACUGGGAGUAACCUGUCUGGUUGCAUGGACAAUUUAGCCAGACGCCACUGGUGACAAUCAUUAACAUCCACUACACUUUUUAGGUGGUAAUGCCUUUUACAACAUAUUUUUGGUCCAUCUGGCACCCAUUAUCAGGCCUCAAUGUGACAAUGUAUGUUAACUUACCAUGAGCACUCAGGCCAGCCUUCAACAUAACUUUCUCAACUUUUUGUAAUUUGGUAAAUAAUGGUCAAUUACUCAUCGUGAAGCUUUUAAAUUGCUUGUGUGUAAAGUUCACUUUCAGCAGCAUAUUACACUAAAAAAAAACAAUAUCAGUAAAAAUUGUAUUUAUGGAACCAAAUUAUUCAAAUAAUCAGUUUAAUUAAAACUUAUUAGAAAAAUACAAUUUCUUGACACAUGCGUUAUCUUUGCAAAAUGUCUUUUGAAUAUCGCCAAACAAGUACUCUAAUGCAUUUAUAAUGAUUCAGAAUGUUGUUUUGAUGUUAACUAAAGAAUGUAUGUUUGCCACUUAAAUGUUUGUGUUUUUUUUAUGGAAAUAUGUUUAUAAAGGUGAAAUUAUAAAUUGAAA
Molecule: messenger RNA, 3019 nt
Organism: Astyanax mexicanus (Mexican tetra)
Lineage: Eukaryota; Metazoa; Chordata; Actinopteri; Characiformes; Acestrorhamphidae
Gene: tmem176
Product: transmembrane protein 176
Exons: 8
Coding region: 279-860 (193 amino acids)
Cellular component (GO): membrane
Source: RefSeq, a predicted model, not a curated record